Messenger RNA from Argiope bruennichi, 1746 nucleotides. It is a transcript of the gene mus81, whose product is annotated as crossover junction endonuclease MUS81-like. Gene Ontology annotation, cellular component: nucleus; Holliday junction resolvase complex. The coding region runs from base 504 to 1628 and encodes 374 amino acids. The transcript is spliced from 12 exons. The record is from RefSeq and is a predicted model, not a curated record. Gene Ontology annotation, molecular function: 3'-flap endonuclease activity; DNA binding; crossover junction DNA endonuclease activity. Lineage: Eukaryota; Metazoa; Arthropoda; Arachnida; Araneae; Araneidae. Gene Ontology annotation, biological process: resolution of meiotic recombination intermediates; mitotic intra-S DNA damage checkpoint signaling; double-strand break repair via break-induced replication.
UCGAGUUCCUUCCAAUCUUCAGGUGAGCAUUUUCUGGAAGUUGCAACUCUCCGGUUAUCUAGCUGUCAAGAAGAUACUCACCUGAAAAUAAGAUAUGAUAGUUAUCAGCAACUCUCGUCUGUUUCAUGGAGAUCCUACCAAUCUUCAGAUUCUAUCUUCAGGUGAGCAAAGCCAAGCAGUUGCAACUCUCCUUUUAUCCAGCUCUCAAGACAGUAAUCACCUGAAUAUAGGAUUUGAAAGUUAUCAUCAGCUGUUGUCUGUUUUAUGGAGAUCCUUUCAAUCUUCAGUUGAGCAUUAGCAAGCAGCUGCAAAUCUCCUUUAAUCCAUCUCUCAAGACAAUACUCACCUGAAAAUAGGAUUUGAAAGUUAUCAGCAGCUUUCGCCUUUUUCAUGGAGAUCAUUCCAACCUUCAGGCUCUUUCUUCUUUAAAGAAAUAUCCCUUACCACUCUCUAGUGGCAAAGAAGCAAAAAUUUUGGAAUAUUUUGGUGAUAAAUUGUGUGCCAUGCUUGAUGCAAAGCUUGUUGAAUGGAGAAAAAGUAAUAUUUCUCCUAGUAGUUCACAAUCCUCAUCUGGAUCUUCUACAGAUGCUUCAACUAGUUCUAGCAAUAGUAAUUCAUUGCAGAUCCGAAAACCUGCAGCUAAACCUUCUUCAGCUCGUGUCUUUAAAAACAAUGUUCAAGUUAAAACUGUUAAUAUAGGUAGAAUACCAGUUAAACAGUUAGCUGUGGUUGAAAGUGAGCAAAUUGUUACAGAAGAUGUAGAUUCCUCACCUGUUGAUCUCAAUACAUUUUAUCUGUUUCCUGGACACUUCAGUAUCGUACUUUGUGUUGAUAAUUGUGAAACAGUGUCUGGACAUGGUAGGAACAAAAAGUUAUUUAUUUCUGAACUACAAAAAUGUGGAGUAGAGUAUGAAGUAAGAAAGUUACAUGUUGGAGAUUUUUUAUGGAUUGCGAGGGAUAAUUCUGAUAGUGAAAAGGAACUUGUUCUAGAUUUUAUAGUGGAAAGAAAAAGACUUGAUGAUUUAGCUCAUAGUAUAAAAGAUGGUCGUUUUCGGGAACAAAAGUUCCGGAUGAAAAAUUCUUGUUUGAAAAAUCCCAUAUAUUUAGUUGAAAACUGCUCUGGAGCCAAGUAUCUUGGGUUACCAGAAUCUACAUUAGAGCAAGCAAUGAUAAAUACACAAAUUUGUGAUGGAUUUCUUGUGAAAAGAACUCAAGGCAUAAAAGAAUCUGUAACAUACCUUUCCCUUAUGACAAAAAUGUUGAGACGUAAAUAUCAGAAUCUAACUCUAGUUUCUGGAUCAAGAGAAGUUGUCCAGAAGAAAACUUUGUCAUCAAAUAUUUUCAUGAGUUUCAGAGAAUUUAACUGUUCAUCAAUAAAGAAUAAGAAUCUUACAAUAAAAGAAAUGUUUGCAAAACAUUUACUACAGUUCUUUGGCUUAUCAGUUGAUCGUGCUGCUGCAAUUGUAGAAGUAUUUAAAACACCUUCGGAAUUCAUUGAAGCUUUAGAAAAAUGCACAUCUGAAACUGAAAAAAUUCAACUAAUUUCUUCAAUUAAAUAUGGUCUACAUAAAAAAAAUAUAGGUCCAGCUCUGAGUAAAUCUUUACUUCAGUUUUAUUCUCCUUCUUGAUUACAUUUAAACACAGGAUGGAUAAAUUUUGAGAUUUCCUUUUGUAUGCAGUUUCAACAAAAAUAUUUUUAAUGAAAAAGAAAUCCUCUUUUAUGUAUAUUGUAUAUAUAAAUAUCUU